GAGUCUGCAUUUGAUUGGAUUUGAAGCACCCAGCGUCUUCCCUGUCAAGGGCUGCAACGACACGGCCAUCGAAUUCUUGGUGACGGAUCGAGCUUUCGAAAUCUCGAUUCGAUAGGAGGUAUAGUACCUCCACUUUGAUGCAAAUGUCGGCCAACAUGAGAUCCAUCACACCUCACGGAAGUGGUCACCGCAACCCCCAAUUGCAGUAUUCGGAUUAAACAUAUUCCUUAUGCUGCGGAGUGCUGCCUGAUACGCCCUUAGUCCGGUACCCAAGCUUUUGUGGCGACUUUCGGGCACACCAAACAAUGGGAAUUGCGGUUUGUCGUCAACCGUAUUCUCGAUCAGGCCCCGCUUGUGGAACCCGAUUCACAAGGAACGCCUUCCUCUUCAGAGUGUCAUCUUUCUGGUUCAGAAGAUCUCUACAUAACCAGGUUCAAUGCUGCACUGCUACAUCUGUCCACCCUGGUAUUACCAAUUCGACUACGCGCGAGGAACCUUUUGGCGUGGACUUAUUCAACCUCUCUCGAGGCGGAGCAACAUCCGGGAUUGAUUUUGGAGGCAGGGGUCGUUCCAAAAUGGCAUCGCGGAACUGGGAGCAGAACGAUAAUGAAGCAGUAGAAGGCGAGGCGGUCUGGCGAUACUUGGACACAGCUCCUCAACCCUCAAAUUUUUCCACCCAAUGGCUACUGUCACCGAAUGCUACCCCGCCUAUAUGGCCACAAAUCUACAAGGUACCAUUCGCGACCACUUCGGGGCUUUCUCGCAGCCCUCCACCUACAACUGGUCAAUCCAUUAACCCUUUUGAUGGAACCUUUGGAGACGCUGCGGCAUGGACCGCGUGGGGAGACUGGGAUGGCUUGGGAGAAAAUGGAAAUAAGGGAGAUGGGGGGUUGGGUGGUGGGUUGGAAGCCCAGCAAAUUUGGCCUGGCUUCACGACAGGCAUAUCCCCACAUAAUUCCGAUAUCUCGAGUCCAGUAUCCUACGCUCCAAGAAUAGACUCGAGUGAAAGAGAUUCUGCCAGCAAUGGGCACGCCUACUCGCCUCACACCACGGCCAAAUUCCUUUCCGUGCGAAGCGCAGAAACAGGUAAUGGGGGCAGUGGAAUGGCAGAAGCAUGGCCGUCGGUGCCCUCGAGUUACCUUGAAUCCUCGGAUAUGCAAGGCGUAGUAGGAAUACCAGAGGGGGAUAGUUUCCCGAGGGGUCAAAAACUAAGCACGAUACAGGAGUUGGUGAACCACGUUUUCAGUUCUCCCGCGCACACAGAGCCUAUAUCCUCCCCAGCCACAUCAAUAGCAUCACCUAAACCGUUCUCUAAAACCCUCAAGAAUAGAGAGUCGAGACUUCAAUCAGCAGAGUCCGGUGAUGAGAGUCGGCAGAGCAGUCACGCACAGAGCGAGAAGAGGUAUAGGACGACAUUAAACGGCCGGUUUUCAAGUCUGCUUCAGGCUCUUCCGGACCCGAUGGUAGAACAGACUGGACCGUUUAAAGGUAGAUUGACGGCCGAGAAACCAGCGACUAAGGCGAAUACCCUCGAUCACGCAAUGCUCCACAUCCGAAAUCUGGAGGCUGAAGAACAGGAGCUCAAGGAAGAAAGUUUAGUAUUAGAGGGACAGGUAGCUGCGUAUAAGAGAUUGCUUGAUGGGAGAGGUGGCCUCUGGAAGAAGUGGCCAGAAACUUGAUUUACUGAUCCGCACUCUUUAUUUACCCUGUUGAGAGGAGAGUGUUUCGUUUUGAACGCUCAUAUGGAAAUGAGGAGUAAUCAGAGGGCGACGGAUAUUGAAAGAGCAUAAAAUGUUUUACCUUGAAAAAGCAGAGCUCUAGUAUCAGCAGGA
This is a messenger RNA of Hyaloscypha bicolor E, 1832 nucleotides long. RefSeq lists its product as uncharacterized. Gene Ontology annotation, molecular function: protein dimerization activity. The record is from RefSeq and is a predicted model, not a curated record. The transcript has a single exon. Lineage: Eukaryota; Fungi; Ascomycota; Leotiomycetes; Helotiales; Hyaloscyphaceae. The coding region runs from base 306 to 1679 and encodes 457 amino acids.